Molecule: messenger RNA, 360 nt
Organism: Kogia breviceps (pygmy sperm whale)
Lineage: Eukaryota; Metazoa; Chordata; Mammalia; Artiodactyla; Physeteridae
Source: RefSeq, a predicted model, not a curated record
GGUUCCCUCAGCCCAGCCCGGUCCAGCCCAGUUCCCAGGAGGAUGAAGUUGGUGUAUAAAGAGGAGCAUCCUUUUGAGAAGUGCCGCUCUGAGGGCGAGAAGAUCCGAAAGAAAUACCCGGACUGGGUCCCGGUGAGAGUAGAAAAGGCUCCCAAAGCUCAGAUGGGAGACCUGGACAAAAAGAAAUAUCUGGUGCCUUCUGAUCUUACAGUUGGUCAGUUCUACUUCUUGAUCCAGAAGCGAAUUCAUCUCCGAGCUGAGGCUGCCUUGUUUUUCUUUGUCAACAAUGUCAUUCCACCCACCAGUGCCAGGAUGGGUCGGCUAUUUGGCAAAACCAAUUAUAGUCUUUUUAAAAAUUAA